AUGAAGCUUGUUUCAACUCUGCCAGAAAAGAAAAAUUACAAAAUAUUUACUGAUAAUUACUUUACGUCAGUAUCCCUUGUUAAAGCACUGAAAGAGAAACAGAUUCUGUUUGUAGGAACGAUAAGGCAAAAUAGACUUAAAUGUGAUCUUAAAUCAGAGAAGGAAUUGAAGCAAAAUGGUAGAGGUUCAGUAGACAGCAAAGUCGAAACAAGCAGUAAUAUUAUUGCUGUUAGGUGGUAUGACAAUAAAUCGGUCAAUCUAGUGUCUUCGUACGUGGGUGUAGAACCGGUUGAAGAAGUGCGUAGGUGGGAUAAAAAACAUAAAACAUAUGUUCAAGUCAAUCGGCCUGCUAUUGUUGGUGUGUACAACAGAAAUAUGGGUGGUGUAGACUUGUUAGACUCUCUCUGUUCACUGUAUAAACCGCCUGUCAAAUCAAGAAGAUGGUACAUGUACAUUUUCUGGCACACAAUAAUGAUGGCUGUAGUGAAUGCAUGGCUUUGCCAUAAGAAACAUGCAACUUUGCUUGGAACCAACUCUAUGAAGCUUCCUGACUUUAUCAAUCAUGUGGCUGGCUCACUUAUCGAGACUACGGUAAGAGUAGGCAGACCUCCACUUACUGCCGUUCUGAAUUUUUCUCCACCGCAAAAGCUCAAAAAUUCAAGUAGCAAACUUCCAUCGUCUGCUAAAUGUCUGGAUGGAACAGGUCACUUACCACUUUAUGAAGAUAAGAGGCAAAGAUGUAAACAUUCAGGGUGUGAUGGGUUUUCGUUCGUUAAAUGUGUGAAGUGUGGAGUGCACUUGUGUUUCAACAGAAACAAGAAUUGCUACAUGCUGUAUCAUGUUUAA
Mercenaria mercenaria is the source of this 846-nucleotide messenger RNA. Its product is annotated as piggyBac transposable element-derived protein 2-like. Lineage: Eukaryota; Metazoa; Mollusca; Bivalvia; Venerida; Veneridae. The transcript has a single exon. The record is from RefSeq and is a predicted model, not a curated record. The coding region runs from base 1 to 846 and encodes 281 amino acids.